This is a messenger RNA of Miscanthus lutarioriparius, 324 nucleotides long. NCBI's taxonomy places the organism in Eukaryota, Viridiplantae, Streptophyta, Magnoliopsida, Poales, Poaceae. The record is from the annotation of a GenBank genome assembly.
AUGGAGGUUAUUGUCAUCAUCUCAGUUGUCAUUCUUUUGGCACUAGGAGCUCUCUUUGUGAUCCCGAAGUCACAAAAUAAAGGUAAAUCAAAGGGAACAGAUUCAGGAGCUGGAAUGACAUCUAGGAGCUUUACGAAGGAAGAGAUCUCUAAACAUAACACAAGGAAGGAUUGUUGGAUCAUCAUCAAGGACAAGGUCUAUGAUGUCACUCCUUAUGUGGAGGAACAUCCAGGUGGAGAUGCCAUUCUAAAUAAUGCUGGUGGUGAUUCCACGGAGGGUUUUUUUGGGUUUGUAACUUCUUAUAUUGCUUCUUAUACCUCGUAG